This is a messenger RNA of Carcharodon carcharias (great white shark), 1392 nucleotides long. It is a transcript of the gene exosc7, whose product is annotated as exosome component 7. NCBI's taxonomy places the organism in Eukaryota, Metazoa, Chordata, Chondrichthyes, Lamniformes, Lamnidae. The record is from RefSeq and is a predicted model, not a curated record. Gene Ontology annotation, cellular component: nuclear exosome (RNase complex); cytoplasmic exosome (RNase complex). The transcript is spliced from 8 exons. Gene Ontology annotation, biological process: U1 snRNA 3'-end processing; nuclear polyadenylation-dependent rRNA catabolic process; exonucleolytic trimming to generate mature 3'-end of 5.8S rRNA from tricistronic rRNA transcript (SSU-rRNA, 5.8S rRNA, LSU-rRNA). The coding region runs from base 377 to 1345 and encodes 322 amino acids.
UGCUGCCUAUAUCUUAACUGUCAUCAAAACCUGUUCACCCAAUACCCUUGUGCUUAUUGACCUAAGUUGGCUAACAGUUCAGCCAAGCUUUGAUUUUAAAAUUCUCAUCCUUAUUUUCAAACCUCUCCAUGGCAUCAUCCCUCCCAAUCUCUAAUCUUCUCUAGUCUCGUAGCCCUCAGAUUUCUUUACUUGUCCAAUUUGGUCUCUUGCAUAUUCCUGAUUUUAAUCACUCCAGCAUUGACAGUCAUGCCUUCAGUUCCCUGAGACCUUAAUUCUGGAAUUUGGCCUCUGAGCCUCCAUAUUCCUCCCUCUCCUACUUUAAGAUGCUCCUUAAAAUCUGUGUCUUUGACCAAGGUGCCAGUCGUAAUAUCUCCUUAUGUGGCUUGAUGUUAAAAUCAUGAAUGCAACAGUCUUCUCAAAGGCAGAGUUCCCACGUUUGUUAGCACAAACCAAACAGAAGCAGCUGCAGUGGCUCAGGCACGUCCACAGGAUGGAAGAUGGUCACAUACCCAAGGAUUCCUGUAUGGAUGAUCUGCGAAUUGAUGGCCGUGGCUGUGAAGAUUAUAGACAUAUUGAAAUAGAAACAGAUGUGGUGUCAAACACAAGUGGAUCUGCCAGAGUGAAAAUUGGUCACACGGAUAUUCUGGUGGGUGUUAAAGCUGAAAUGGGCACACCCAAACUGGAGAGACCAAAUGAAGGCUUUUUAGAAUUUUUUGUGGACUGUUCUGCCAAUGCAACUCCUGAGUUUGAAGGGCGUGGAGGAGACGACCUUGGCACAGAAAUCGCCAACACCCUAUACAGAGUGUUCGAUAACAGCAGCACUUUGGAGUUGAAGACGCUGAGUAUUACUCCCAGGGAACACUGCUGGAUCCUCUAUGUAGAUGUACUGUUGUUGGAGUGUGGUGGAAAUCUUUCUGAUGCAAUCUCCAUUGCUGUUAAAGCAGCACUUCAUAAUACGAGAAUUCCAAAGGUCCGAGUACUCGAAGAUGAUGAAGGUUCCAAGGAAAUCGAGCUCUCAGAUGAUCCAUAUGACUGCAUUCGUCUCAAUGUGGAAAAUGUACCUUGCGUCAUCACUUUAAGCAAAAUCGGUUACAGGCAUGUAGUUGAUGCCACCUCACAAGAGGAAGCUUGCUGUAUGGCCAGCCUGUUGGUCUCUGUCACCAGAAAAGGGACCAUCACUUGCUUCAGGAAAGUUGGAGGAGGCAGUUUGGAUCCAGCAAGCAUCUUUGAAAUGUUAGAGACAGGAAACCGAGUUGGGAAAGCGUUGCAUGAAUCAUUACAGACCACCUUGGAGAAAGAAGAAAGUUUAGGAAGGAAACGCCAAAAAGUUGGAUUUCUUGGUUGACUUUUGCAGUAUAAAUACUUCUCACUAAUAAAGAUUUAUUUAAAAUA